Austrofundulus limnaeus is the source of this 2935-nucleotide messenger RNA. RefSeq names its product NOP14 nucleolar protein homolog (yeast) (gene nop14). Lineage: Eukaryota; Metazoa; Chordata; Actinopteri; Cyprinodontiformes; Rivulidae. Gene Ontology annotation, cellular component: Noc4p-Nop14p complex; nucleolus; small-subunit processome. Gene Ontology annotation, biological process: maturation of SSU-rRNA. The record is from RefSeq and is a predicted model, not a curated record. The transcript is spliced from 19 exons. The coding region runs from base 153 to 2756 and encodes 867 amino acids.
GUUAUUUCGGACUCUGAGUGCUAUCCCGGUGCAACAACGUGGAUAGCACAAAAUUUAAUCACUUUGUAUUAAAAAAGAACCGACACAGCGUUAUUAUCCGAUGAUUUGCUCCGUCUGGAUUUAAUAAGUGUUAAAGCCAUCGCUGGUCAACGAUGGGGAAGGCACCACAGAAGAAGAAGAGCCUCGCUGACAAAGUCCGCAAAGCCAAGACGUCUUCAGAGAUUAAAAACAACCCUUUUGAGGUGAAAAUUAACCGGAAGAAGUUUGAAGUCCUUGGGAGAAAAUCCAAACACGAUGUGGGUCUCCCAGGUGUGUCUCGAUCCAAAGCCAUCAAUAAGAGAAAAGAGACACUCCUAAAGGAAUACAAACAGAAAAACCGGUCCAACAAAUUUAUUGAUCGACGACUGGGAGAAUAUGAUGCUAAUAUUGCUCCAGAAGACAAAAUCCUGCAGAGGUUUGCCAUGGAAAGACAGCGUGUUCAUGGAAAGAAGGACGUUUACAACCUGAAUGAGGAUGAGGAGCUGACUCACUACGGCCAGUCUUUGUCUGAAAUCGAGAAAUUCAACGACACUGUGAACAGUGACGAUGAAUCGGAGGAGAAAGGGCUUUUAUCAGCUGAACUGACUGCCUCCCAUUUUGGAGGGGGCGGGGGCCUCCUCAGGAAGAAAACAUCAGGGGAACAGCAGGAAGAACCAGGGAAAGCCAAGUCCAGACAGGAGCUGAUUGAAGAGCUCAUCCAGAAGUCCAAGCAGGAAAAGAGAGAACGACAGGUGCAGAAAGAGGAAGCUCAGGAGCUGACUGAGAAGCUGGAUAACGAGUGGAGAAGCAUCCAGGCUCUGAUGGUGAAAAAAACACCCAAAGCUGAACAAGUCGACAAACCAGAGGAGAAACCGAAGCUGGAGGAAUAUGACAUGAUGGUCCGAGAGCUCGGCUUCGAGAUGAAGGCUCAGCCCUCAGAGAAGAUGAAAUCUCCUGAGGAGCUGGCCAAGGACGAGAAGGAGAAGCUGCAGAAACUGGAGGCCGACCGUUUGAGGAGGAUGAUGGGAGAAGAAGCCGAGGAGAGUAUGCAGCGUCAAAUCCACUUUUCUGCUGAUGACCUCAACGACGGCUUCAUUCUUGAUAAACACGACAAGAAAACCCUGUCCUAUCAGGAUGGAAAAUGGAACAUUCCGGAGGAGACGGAGGAAGAUGAGGAAGCAAAUGAAGAAGAGGGAGAUAGCGACGAGGAAGAGGAGUCGGGUGCAGAAGAGGAAAGCGGCGAUGAGGGUGACGUAGAGCAAGAGGAGGGCAGCAGUGAAGAGGAAGACGGUCACUCAGACCUGGACUCAGAGCAAGAGAGCGAGAGCGAGGAGCGAAACCAGGAGGAUGAGGAGGCCAGCAGCACCAGACCCAAGAAGAGCCUGAGCCCAGAGGAGCUGAAGGCCCAGCAGGAAGCAGCUAAAGCAGAGCUCCCGUACACGUUUACUGCCCCUGAGAGCUACAGCGACCUGAAAGAUUUACUUGAUGGUCACACCCCUGACAACCAGCGCCUCAUUGUGGCCAGGACUCAGAAGUGCAACCACCCUAGUCUGGCUGUGGGCAAUAAGCUCAAACUGCAGAAACUGUUCGGCUUUCUGUUGGAGUACAUCGGUGAAGUCGCUACCAGAAGCCCCCCCGAACUCACCACCGUAGAUAAACUUAUUCCGGAGAUCUACACGUUGUGCCAGAUGUUUCCAGAUGCAGCCUGUCAGGCCAUGCAGAGCAUCCUGGGAGAUGCUGCUCACAUCAUGGAGGAGGAUCUUGAGGUCAAAGGUCAUGCUGCUUUCCCCACACUAGACAUGCUCGUUUACUUGAAGGUGACAGCGCUGCUGUUUCCUACCUCCGACUGCAGACACCCAGUUACGACUCCAGCUCUGCUUUACAUCAUCCAGACUCUCACCAGGUGUCCUGUGAGGUCCUUACAGGACCUGACGGCAGGUUUGGUGCUGUGUUGUCUGGCGGUGGAGUACGUCUCUUUAUCAAAGCGCUUCCUGCCCGAGCUCAUCAACUUCCUGACUGGAACACUCCACCUGGCGGUUAAGGACAAGGCUGCUCUUGGCUACGCAGUGGUGCCCCCCUUCAGAGCGUCAGGGAAGCACAGCAACCUGCUGGUGUCGUCAUCCUCAGAGUCCUGCAGAAACUGGAGCCAGAAAAGCCUGCCGCUGUCUGCUGCCCAACACCUCGAUCUGAGAAGUGACCAGGACAGAGAUCACCACAGGUUGUCGUGCUUGUUCACCUGCCUCGACUUGGUGAAGAGAUGCUGUCUGCUCUACAAAGAUCUGCCCUCCUUUGUACCCAUCUUCCAUCCUAUCAGAACUCUCCUUUCUAAACAUCUUUCACCACAAAUGCUACCAAAAGCUUCACAAGAGCUUCACAGUGAGAUCCUGGAAGCCAUCAGCAGAGCUCCUGUGACUCACAGCCGGUUAGUUUUUGACAAGAAGAAGCCCAUUCCUCUGAAGCUGCUCACACCCAAGAUUGUUGAAGUCUUGGACUAUGGAAAGAAGCGAGGCAGCUCGAAAGAUGAGAAAGAACAGGAGCGACUGAAGCACAAAUAUAAAAAAGAGUUCAAGGGCGCUCUGAGGGAGAUCAGGAAGGACUCACGUUUCCUGGCCAGAGAAAAGCUCAACGAAGUCAUGAACAGGGAUGUGGAGAGGAAGAGGAAGGUGAAGAUGCUCCUGGGCAGCUUGGCCACUCAAGAGGGAGAGUGGAAAGCCCUGAAGAGAAAAAAGAAAAAGUGAAAUCCCAAUUUAUAGCCUUCACUGUUUCUAUUUGAUCAGUUUUUUGUUUUUUAAAUAGACUUGUGUAACUGAACAGUUUAAUAACUGCACAAGACAAACAUUUCUGAAAAUACAGUUUCUUCACUGUUGAACACAUUAUACAGCUUGAUUUGCCAGAAUUAAAAAGUUGUCAGAAUGUU